GUUCAUCUUCUUCCCCUAGAUCUUUGUUCGCUGGGGGAUUCUAGGUUCGAUUCAUAAACCCAACAGGCGUUGUUGGGUUCAUCAAUCAAACCCAGCGACGCUUGCUAGGUUCAUCAAUCAAACCCAAGAACGCUUGCUGGGUUCUUCGAUCGAACCAAGGAGCACCUGCUGAGUCCUGUUGGAUUCAUCGAUCGAACCAAGGAACACUUGCUAGGUUCGAUUGAAGAAUUGUUGCUGGGUUUGAUUGAGAAGACCUUGAUUUUUCUGGGUUUUUUGGAAGGUUAAAAGGGCAUGUCUAUUUUGGGGAGAUUCUGGGUUUAUGUUUGAUAUUUGUGUUAUACAAGGAUUUGAUGUUAGAAAGUGUCUAGGUUUGCAAAAGGUGAAAGGAAAUGAAGAGGAAGAAGAAGUGGUUGUUGGGUUCGAUUUCAAACAAAGUGCACCUGUUGGGUUCAAUCAACCCAGUGACUACUGGGGUUCAAAAAAACCCAAUUGUGCUGGGUUCCUUUGAACCCAGCUUUCAAACCCAGAAAAAGAGAAAUUGGAAAGGUCUAGAUCUGGUGUUGGGGGAAGGAUAGAGAGAGAAAAAAAUGAAAGGAUGAAAUUGCA
Messenger RNA from Rubroshorea leprosula, 606 nucleotides. Lineage: Eukaryota; Viridiplantae; Streptophyta; Magnoliopsida; Malvales; Dipterocarpaceae. The record is from the annotation of a GenBank genome assembly.